AUGGCAUGGGGAGGUUGCACUGCUGCGGCAGCUGCUCUCCUGCUGCUGCUCCUCCUCGCCGCAGCAGCAGGCGGUAAUGGCGGCGUGCAUUGCCUUCACCUUGACGCGGGGUGGCGGCACCGGCACCACCUGAGCAGGAGAGCCUUGCAGGGGAGGCAGAGGCACCACCUGAGGUCAAGAGCCGUGGACGGCGCCACGGUGCUCGAGCUGAGGCACCACAGCUUCAGCACCGCGCCGGCCAGAAGCAGGAAGGAGGAGGUCGACGGUCUCCUGUCCACCGACGCCGCGCGCGUCUCGUCGCUGCAACGGCGCAUCGACGGCUACAGGCUGAUGAUCACCUCGUCGACCGCGGCGGCGGUGGCGGUGACCGCGUCCAAGGCGCAGGUGCCCGUCACCUCGGGCGCGAAGCUCCGGACGCUCAACUACGUGACCACCGUCGGCCUGGGUGGCGGCGAGGCGACGGUGAUCGUGGACACGGCCAGCGAGCUGACCUGGGUGCAGUGCGCGCCGUGCGAGUCGUGCCACGACCAGCAGGGCCCGCUCUUCGACCCGUCCUCGUCGCCGUCCUACGCCGCGGUGCCGUGCAACUCCUCCUCCUGCGACGCGCUGCAGCUGGCCACGGGCGGUGUGUCUGGCGCCGCGGCGUGCGGCGGCGGCGCCGACGGCGGCCAGGGCCAGGACCAGCAGCAGCCGCCGCCGGCCUGCAGCUACACGCUCAGCUACCGCGACGGCUCCUACUCCCGCGGCGUCCUGGCGCACGACAGGCUCAGCCUGGCCGGGGAGGUCAUCGACGGCUUCGUGUUCGGCUGCGGCACCAGCAACCAGGGCCCGCCGUUCGGCGGCACGUCUGGCCUCAUGGGGCUCGGCCGGAGCCAGCUCUCGCUCGUCUCCCAGACUAUGGACCAGUUCGGCGGCGUCUUCUCCUACUGCCUCCCGCUCAAGGAGUCCGACUCGUCGGGGUCGCUGGUCCUCGGCGACGACUCGUCGGUGUACCGGAACUCGACCCCGAUCGUGUACGCCUCCAUGGUGUCCGAUCCGCUCCAAGGGCCCUUCUACUUCGUGAACCUGACCGGGAUCACGGUCGGCGGUCAGGAGGUGGAAUCUUCAGGCUUCUCGGCCGCCGCCGCCGGCGGCAACAAGGCUAUCAUCGACUCCGGCACCGUGAUCACCAGCCUCGUGCCGUCGAUCUACAACGCCGUCAAGGCCGAGUUCCUGAGCCAGUUCGCGGAGUACCCGCAGGCUCCAGGGUUCUCCAUCCUCGACACUUGCUUCAACAUGACCGGGCUCAGAGAGGUCCAGGUGCCCAGCCUGAAGCUCGUGUUCGACGGCGGCGUGGAGGUGGAGGUGGACUCCGGUGGCGUGCUCUACUUCGUCAGCAGCGACUCCUCCCAGGUGUGCCUCGCCAUGGCCGCCCUGAAAUCCGAGUACGAGACCAACAUCAUCGGCAACUACCAGCAGAAGAACUUGAGGGUCAUCUUUGACACCUCGGGGUCGCAGAUGGGGGACACUGAAGAAACAGUGGCGCAUCUGAAUGUUCAAGUGAAUGAGAAUGAAGUUGUAAAUGGGGAGAAUGACAAGCAGGAUGAGCAGCAGCAGUCCAAGGAUGGAGAGGAAGUGGGAGAUGAGGAAAGCAAGAAAAGGAAGCCCAUGGUUCCAAGAUCAGAUGUUUGGGAACACUUCAGCAAGAUCAAACUUGAUAAUGGGGAGGAGAGAGCCAAGUGCAAGUACUGCGGCAAGCAACUCCGCUGUGACACAAAGUUAAAUGGUACGUCCUCCAUGAAGGCUCAUUUGAAAAUCUGCAAGAAGAAUCCUCACAAACCUGUAGUAGAUAAUCAAGGUACUUUACAACUACAACCUAGCCCUAGCAAUAGUAGUGUUGGUACUCUAUCUACUUGGAAAUUUGAUCCUAAGGAGUUAAGGAGGAGUUUUGCUGAGAUGAUAAUAGAAAAUGAGCAACCUUUUGUGUUAUCUGAACGUUCUGGCCCUAGAAAGUUUAUGUCAAAAGCAUGCCCACGUUUUGUUUUGCCAUCUAGAAGAACAAUCACUAGAGCCUGUGUGAAAGUGUUUGAUGAUGAGAGAGAAAAACUUAGGAAAUUUUUGAAAGACAACUGUGAAAGAGGCCAUAGGGGGGAGGACAUUGGAAAAUCUUUAGAGAAUUGCUUGGCUGACUGGGGAAUUGAGAAUGUUUUUACAAUAGCAGUAGACAAUGCUAGUGCAAACAACACUGCAAUUAAGUACAUGCAGAGGGUCCUGAAUGAAUCAAAAGGCUGCGUUGCUGAAGGAGAGUACCUUCAUAUGAGGUGUUUUGCACAUAUUAUCAACCUGAUAGUAGGUGAUGGGCUGAAAGAAUUUGAUAGAUCAAUCGCUCGUGUUCGGGCUGCUGUUAAGUAUGUUAGGAGUGGACCAUCUAGGUUGGUAAAGUUUAAGAAAAGUGCCGAGUUAGCAAAGGUUCAGACCAAAGCAUUUUUCAACCUAGACGUCUGCACUAGGUGGAACUCAACUUACCUGAUGCUACAAACUGCACAAGAGUAUGAAAAGGCCUUUGAAAGGUAUAGUGAUGAAGACCCAUACUAUAGUCUAGAGUUAGAGAGUGAGAAAGCACCAGGAGUUCCAAUCAAAUCAGAUUGGGAAAAGGCAAGGAAAAUGGCUCAAUUUCUUAAAUACUUCUAUGAGCUGACCCUCCGUGUCUCUGCCACAAGUCGCCCAACAUCUCACACAUACUUUAAUGAGAUUGCUGAUGUUUUGGUUCUGCUGAGACAAUGGUGUCACAGUGAAGAUACAUUAUGUCAGAAACUGUGGGCAACAGUCAACACUUAUUUUCAUGCUUUGUUUGAGGAGUACAGAGAACUAUAUGCUCCAUCUCCAAGUGACAAGGUGCCUGCUGAAACUCAAGAAACACCAGACUUUUGUUCUGGGUUGAUGAGCUCCAUAAUUGCACAACAGAUGAGCAAUAAGGGGAGUGCCAAUACCACUGUGAAGUCUGAACUAGACAAGUACCUUUCAGAAGAUAAUGAGGAGCUUAGUAAAAGUUUUGACAUUAUGAAAUGGUGGAAGAACAAUGCUACUAGAUUCCCCAUAAUGUCUCGUAUGGCCCGUGAUCUUCUGGCAAUUCGUAUCUCAACAGUAGCCUCUGAGUCAGCCUUCAGUUCAGGUGGAAGAACACUUGAUGAUUUUAGGACAUCACUCACACCAACAAUGGUUGAGCGGCUCGUUUGUACAAAUGAUUGGCUUCGUGGAAACAACUACAUCAGUGUUGAAGAGGACACAGAAGCAUUGGCCAAGCUUGAGGAAGAAAUUGGUGCCCUGGCCAUUUCUAAGGAUAGCACUACUGCUACUGCAUCUUGA
Messenger RNA from Miscanthus lutarioriparius, 3345 nucleotides. Lineage: Eukaryota; Viridiplantae; Streptophyta; Magnoliopsida; Poales; Poaceae. The record is from the annotation of a GenBank genome assembly.